Messenger RNA from Haliotis rufescens (red abalone), 2404 nucleotides. RefSeq names its product 3-oxoacyl-[acyl-carrier-protein] reductase FabG-like. The transcript has 9 exons. The record is from RefSeq and is a predicted model, not a curated record. Gene Ontology annotation, molecular function: oxidoreductase activity. Lineage: Eukaryota; Metazoa; Mollusca; Gastropoda; Lepetellida; Haliotidae. Bases 142 to 924 code for a protein of 260 amino acids.
CUCCCUUUUUCAGAGUGUCCACAUGCUUCAGUGUAUCAGCAUUGGUAAGCUGGUGUGCAAGUCAUCUGUUAAUUUUUGUCAAGCUGACGCCAUAGUUCCGACUGAUCACAUUGUCGGUAGAUUAUUUUAUUGACUGGAGAGAUGGCUUCCAUUGGGAGACUCGAUGACAAAGUUGCGCUGGUGACAGGUGCCAGUUCAGGUAUUGGAGCUGGCACAGCCAUAUUGUUUUCUCAGCUGGGAGCCCGUGUCAUCAUCACGGGGAGAAAUGAGGAAAACCUGAAGAAGACAGCAGAGCAAUGCAGCCAGGACUCCAAGUAUAAGCCCGUCCUCCUGAUUGGUGAUCUGUCUAAGGAAGAGGACACACAGCGUAUCGUGGAUGAAGCCAUCGCAGCUGCAGGCAGACUGGACAUAUUGGUCAACAGUGCCGGAAUCCUGGAAUCUGGCAGCAUUGAAACAACAAGUUUAGAACAAUUUGACAGGAUAUUCAACAUCAAUGUCAGAUCCAUUUACCAUUUAACAAUGUUGUGUGUGCCGCACCUGGUGAAGACUAAAGGCAACAUCGUCAAUGUCUCCAGCGUCACAGGACUCCGAGCAUUUCCUGGUGUCUUAUCAUACUGCAUGUCAAAGAGCGCCAUCGACCAGAUGACAAGGUGUGUUGCUCUGGAAUUGGCUCCUAAACAAGUCCGAGUUAACUGUGUCAAUCCGGGUGUGAUAGUCACAGAGGUACAUAAAAGAGGAGGCAUGAGCGAGGAAAAGUAUGCACAGUUCCUGGAACAUUGCAAGACAACCCAUGCCCUGGGUCGAGCAGGAGAGGUCAGUGAAGUGGCCAAACUCAUCGCCUUCCUGGCCUCUGACAGUGCAUCAUUCAUGACCGGCAACACGGUGGCUGUGGAUGGUGGUCGUCAUGCCAUGUGUCCACGAUAAACGGCCUGGAAAUUAAGUUGUAUUCCCCACACAACAUAUAUGCCUGGGUUUGAGGAUUAGUGUCUCACAUAACAGUGCUCUAAGUAGCGGCCAUGUUGGUCGCAAAUCCAACUGAUAUCUAUGAUUGCAACCUAAAUCUAUCUACUGCUCACGUCUUGGCGACCUAAACCUAAGUAAACAUAAAUGGUGACAAUAUCUGUUUGAGAUGUUGUUUAUGAACUCGUGUUUGCAUGGCCAAUGUCGUAUAAUAAUAAAAUGAUAAUAAUAAAUCCAUUUAUACUGCGCCAGAUUCCAUUCACCAAGUUAAUGCUCAUGGCGCUACAUAGUUUUAGCAAAUAAUGCAGAUGAAAGGGGAGUAGAGUUGAUAGUGUUGUCUGAAAAGGUGUAUUUUUAGAGGAGCCUUAAAGGAUGAAAGCAAUGGCGACAGCUUAAGAUCAGAUGGUAGUUUGUUCCAUAGCGGGGAAGCGCAGAACUGGAAAGAUCACUGACCAAAGGUUUUGAGACGGGUUUCCGGGACUUAUCUUGUGCCCAAUCUCUUUGUCUUUUUGGACAAUAAAAUAUGUUUAAUGAUAAUAACGGAGAGAUCUGGAAGGCUUGUAUACAUAAUUAUUUAUUAGAGUUAUAUAUCAUACUGUUCUUUAUAUAUGGUUAAUACAAUUACAGGGUUUUCAUAAAGAGCUCAGUUAUUUUGUACCCUGUUGUAUUUGCAUGAACUUACUGAUAUUGAACAAAAAGGAAAUAUUUACAUUAUUAUUUAGUGUACAUGUCUAUUACAGUUGAAUACCCAUCUUUAGAUUUCACACAAUGAAACCUGGGUGAACAUACCUACCUCAAGUGAAAUAUGCCCCAUCUCAGACUCUCAGUCUGGCUCCUUGGGAAAAAAGAUUGGCUCCCCCAAACUUAGGUUUGGCUCCUGAAAUAUUCAUGUUAGGAGCCACUUACUCCCGAAUAAAAAUCGAACUUAGAGGGCUGCAUUAUGACCUUAGUACAAUCCUGACAAUUAAUUAGCUCAGUCACACAGUUUAGCUUGUUUUGACAGCCAUUUUGUUGUCAGUGGUAUGUGAUUCCUGAUGUAUGAAGGAGAUAUGGAUACACUAUAUCAGUCUCAGGCGAAGUCAACGAUAAUAACUUCCUAGUCUGCUUAUUUAAUCAAUAACACAAAGAAACUAUAAACAGCCAUACAAAGUCCAUGACGUUGAUCAGCACAAUAAUGCAAUACAAGCCCUGCCCCCUCUGUUGUCAACCAAUCAGAAAACAGUUAGUGUCUGUUAAUGGGUGUGGCCUUUUUUCUUUUUUUUUAGGUUUAUGGAAGGCCAAUGCAAAACAUUGCUUGGUUAGUCAAUCAAAUGCCAUGGAAUCACUUUUAUUUAUUCAGACAAUUCAUUUGGGAUGUUAUUUGUAAUAUCUGUGCACAGCCUGCAUAUAAUAAUACCAUGUGACCUUUAUUUGGGAUAUAAAUCUCAUUCAUGAUGAAACUGUU